Messenger RNA from Microsporum canis CBS 113480, 960 nucleotides. RefSeq lists its product as hypothetical. The coding region runs from base 1 to 960 and encodes 319 amino acids. Lineage: Eukaryota; Fungi; Ascomycota; Eurotiomycetes; Onygenales; Arthrodermataceae. The transcript is spliced from 8 exons. The record is from RefSeq and is a predicted model, not a curated record.
AUGGUACAUACAUACUAUGCAGCCAUGUCUAAACAUACACCAGAUGCUAGUGCUCUGAAGAGCAUCCCGCCAGAGCUGCUGUCGACUAUUCCGGGCGCUCAGCCGCCGCCGGGAGUCACACCAAACUUCAAUGAUCCAGUGUCCCAAGUUCCGGUUAUCAUAGGAGUAGGGACAGCUUUCCUCGCAAUGGCUUGUUUCUGCUUCUUCGUUCGCAUGUAUACGCGGCUUGCCAUUUCAAAAACAUGGAAAUGGGAUGACUCUGACUGCUUCCAACUAGUGACAAUAUCUAUAGGAUUUCUAUUCAGUCUCGUAUAUUAUGCGGCAACAAUAAAUGGAUGUGUCAAUGGUAUCGCGGGUAGACACGAAUGGGAUGUGCAUCUGGAUAAGCUCAUUGGAAAUGCCCAUCUUUAUCAAAGCUACCUUACAGUUAUCACAGCAACACCGGCAUUAGGGCUCAUCAAACUCAGCCUCUUUAUCCAAUAUUACCUCCUAUUCAAAGUUAGGCGAUAUGUCAGGAUUAGUGUGUAUGUAGGAGCCACGCUAUCAGGCCUUUUCUACAUUGCAACUUCAAUCACAUCGUUUGUGAUGAGCAGCCCAUGGCCGGGAGAGUCUAUUCUUGACUGCAUCCUCUCAUGGCACUACCUUAAAUUUGCCGAAUUCUCCAUUCCUACCGGCAUCAUCGGUUCGCUGGUCGAUCUGGUUCUCUUCAUCCUUCCAAUGCCGGCAGUAUGGCAGCUGCAGCUAUCUACUGCGAAGAAAGUUGGUAUCAUUCUUGUGUUCAUGACUGGUGGCCUUGCCGUUGCUGCCUCCGGUGUGAAUCUUUACUACCGUGUCCUGCUUCAAAAUGAUGUCAGUGAUGCAUCAUGGAAAGUCGGCUACGUUUUGCUCUGGACAAAGAUAUUGACUUCCGCCAAUGAGAGCUAUACCGUCAAGAAUGACGAAGAGGAACAGCCUCAGUAG